AAUAACAACAACAAGAGGAGCAACCGCACACUGAGAGAGGAGGUGCUGAGGAACCUGCGCAGUGUUGUGAGUCUCACAUUUCUGCUGGGGAUGACGUGGAGUUUCGCCCUGUUCGCCUGGGGUCCGGUGUACCUGGCCUUCACCUACCUGUUCUCCAUCUUCAACUCCCUGCAAGGUCUGUUCAUAUUCAUCUUCCACUGCGCGCUGAAAGAGAACGUCCAGAAACAGUGGAGGAGAUUCCUCUGCUGCGGGAGGUUCAGACUGUCCGACAACUCAGACUGGAGUAAGACGGCCACCAACAACACAAAGAAGGUGUCCUCGGACAACAUGAAGUCUCUUUCCUCCAGCUCCUUCGGCUCCAGCACCGCUAACUGGACCUCCAAAGCUAAAGCUACACUCAACCCCUUCAGCAAGAGACACAGCAACACGGAUAAAUGUUUCUCCAACCAGACCAGCCCCAAGUGUGUCUCCUCCUCCUCUUCCUCCUCAGAGGCGGAGCCCAACUCUUCUUCCUCCUCGUCCUCCAUCCUCCCCGUCAGCCAGAUGAUCGACAAGGUGAAAGGUUACUGCUCCACGCGCUCCGACAACUUCUACAAGAACAUCAUCAUGUCCGACAGCUUCGCCCACAGCACCCGCUUCUAGAGCGCCGACCCAGGGCAGACCCUUCCUCCCUGGAACGUUCUAGAAAAGCUUGUGACACCAUCCUCCCAUCAGCUUCUGUUAAAGGUUCCCUCAUGAAGCGCCACGGUGGAAGCUGCCGCGCGCUCUUCUGGAACCGCCCACCAGGUUAUUUAAGGGUUUCACAACGUUUCGCCCAAAGACUUCUUCUUCUAUUCUAGAACUCUUUUCCAGGACGCUUCAAAGACUUCUGACGGUGCGUUCACACGGGACUCGAAGCAAACGUUUUUUCCGUGUGUCGGUUGUUGCUGAUUUAUUUAUGCUUAUAUGACGUAGUUUUGAGUGUCGUAGUGCUAAUGUUAGCGUAGCUUAGCCGUAAUGGAUCUUACUCCCUCCAGAGUUCCCGCCUCCUCUCUGCCGUGUGAUCGGUUAAACACAAACGACGAGGCAGUCAAACUCUCCUCUGUGACGGUGUGGAAGCAACUUAAGAGCCAUUACAGAAGCUCCUUCUGACUUCGUGUUCUGGAACAUUUCAGUUGUUCUGCCCACUCGGUGUCUCUUUCUCUAAAAUAUCUACAUCAUUCCCAUCCUCCCCGCUUUCUCCUGGACCUUUGAAUCAGAAAAGUAGCAACAACUCACCAUGUUUUAUUAUCUUAACAUAAAUGUGCCUUUCCAUGGAAAAGGCUCCAAACCUGAACCCGCUAAACUCCCCGAGCCGAAGUAAAGAUAAUCACGGAUAAUCACGUGAUGCUUUGAAACCCCAGAGGCUCCUGGGUAAUCAGAGGACGCUGAUGUGAUUCUACUGUAUCAUCGACCUGGCUGCCAGACUGUACCCGAGGAAGAGGAAGAGAGGGGAGGAAGGUAGAUAAGAAUCGUUCUGUUUUUAAUACUGUGAUGUUUGUUUGAGCUAUCCGUGUGUGGGUAGCCACGUGUAAAUAUUGAUGAUUAUCUAUUCCAUGUGCCUUAGUCUAUAGUGUUACAAUGGUUGCUUUUGUUCAUGCCUUCACGGGGUCCUGGUGGUCUCCGCCACUGUACAUACAAACCAAUCCCCCCCCCCCUGCUCACCUUGGUGGGAAACAUAUGGUGACAAAAAGGGACGAGAUUAUAGGAUGUACCAGAACCGUUUAUGAGUACUGUAGAGUAGUUCCUCUUCUGAAAGCUACACACCAAUUAAACGAUUAUUCUGAACAUAUUUACAAACUGUUUUUAUGUAUAUUAUCUUUCAAAAACGCCCGAGCACAUUUUGAAUUAGUGUUGGAGUUAUUGAGACGAAUGUAGUUCACGUUAUUGUUUUAUUGUCUCAACGUUUAGCGAACGGAAAUAUCUCUCUCCAAAAGUCUCCGAAUGGCAGAUUGGACUCAUUAUGAGUGGAUGGUUGGCGGUUUGAGAAAAGAUAAUACAAAAACACGAUAAUGCCAGUUGGCCGGUGAAGCUCGGGGCGUGACAGCCAAAGUUUAGCAAUUAAACUCUCAUUUAUGGUCGCAGCAUGGAGAGAAACGCAGCGAGAAGUCCUGAGGUUGGUAACAGCUCUGUGUUGAUGGAAAGACUCUCCGUCAGUUCUUAGAAAUCAAAGAAUAAUGCUCAUAGUUUGGGAUAAAGUCAGCAGGGUUAGGAGCACCACCACCCAAACACAAUGGAGGUGGAUGGGAGGGAUCUUCUGGUGUUUAAAUACUCUUCAACAACAAUGUCCUGAUCG
Molecule: messenger RNA, 2314 nt
Organism: Gymnodraco acuticeps
Lineage: Eukaryota; Metazoa; Chordata; Actinopteri; Perciformes; Bathydraconidae
Product: adhesion G-protein coupled receptor G6-like
Exons: 5
Biological process (GO): adenylate cyclase-activating G protein-coupled receptor signaling pathway; heart trabecula formation; myelination in peripheral nervous system
Cellular component (GO): membrane
Molecular function (GO): laminin binding; G protein-coupled receptor activity
Source: RefSeq, a predicted model, not a curated record